Messenger RNA from Vitrella brassicaformis, 723 nucleotides. The record is from the annotation of a GenBank genome assembly. NCBI's taxonomy places the organism in Eukaryota, Vitrellaceae.
CAUCGCCGCGCCUUUCGAUCUGUGUGCUGUGUGCGUAUCAUGGGUCGCUUGCUCAGCCUCUUCCUUGUUGCCCUGGCAGCAGUGGCAGCAACGCCAGCAUCAGCGUAUCCACCGCCGGCGGCCGGCGGGGGGAGGAUGUGGAUGGCCUGCAGGCCACCCGAUGGAAUCGAUGAACCGCUCCUAAGGGACGACAAGCCGACGGUAAGGGCAGGCAGGCGCCAAACAACCAAUACGCCCAUCCUGACAUAUUGACGUGGCUUGCGGUGUCUUGUUCAGGAAAUUGCGCUUGACGCGGUAGCUGGGAUGAGGAUGGGCAUUUGACCACGUGUCUGUCUGAUUGUCUGUGUGUCUGUGUGUAUGUUUCGCUUACAGUGCCAGAUUGCCAGACAGGGCUUGUGGCGGCAGAUGAGACCAACGGAAGGGCUACGCGUUAAUACGGUAGGUCUUUGCAUGCCGCAGGCGGAUAUGAGCUCGACACCACGAGCUCUAAUGUCUUUGUGUCUUUGUGUCUUUGUGUCUUUGUGUCUUUGUGUCUGGGUGUCGGUGUGUCGGUGUGUCGGUGUGUCGGUGUGUCGGUGUGUCUGUCUGUCUGUGCAGGGUCGGUUGGCUGCGAAACGGGCAUGGUGGUGGAAAGAGUCUUCACCGACAGAGUCUUCGACCGGGACGGCAUGGUCACCCGCAGCAGUCUGUCCCAAGUGGACAUCAUGCCCGAGCAGGAGCUGA